CCGCUUCAUUCUCAUCCAUCACUCGUUCUCUGCAUUCACCCUCUUCCCAACAAACCACCAAAUCCUCUCAUCACCACCACCAAUGGCUCCAGCAAAGGCCGAGAAGAAGCCAGCGGAGAAGAAACCCGCGGCGGAGAAAGCCCCGGCGGAGAAGAAACCCAAGGCCGAGAAGAAGAUCGCGAAGGAAGGAGGCAGCGAGAAGAAGAAGAAGAAGAGCAAGAAGAGCGUCGAGACCUACAAGAUCUACAUCUUCAAGGUUCUGAAGCAGGUUCACCCUGACAUUGGAAUCUCCAGCAAGGCCAUGGGGAUCAUGAACAGCUUCAUCAAUGACAUCUUCGAGAAGCUCGCUCAGGAGUCUUCUAGGCUCGCUCGCUACAACAAGAAGCCUACGAUCACCUCUCGGGAGAUUCAAACCGCUGUGCGUUUGGUGCUUCCUGGAGAAUUGGCGAAGCACGCUGUCUCUGAGGGAACCAAGGCUGUGACGAAGUUUACCAGCUCUUAGAUUAGAUUUGUUUUCCCUUUUGUCUAGGGUUUCGUUUGAUCCCCUUUCGAAUUAGGGUUUUUUUCUGUUUUUAAUUAGAGAGUGUAGAUGAACCUGAAAGUUUUAAAUUUCCAGUAAUGAAAUUAAUGAUUCCUUGAACCA
Messenger RNA from Lotus japonicus, 643 nucleotides. RefSeq names its product probable histone H2B.3. Gene Ontology annotation, biological process: nucleosome assembly. The transcript has a single exon. Gene Ontology annotation, molecular function: protein heterodimerization activity; structural constituent of chromatin; DNA binding. The record is from RefSeq and is a predicted model, not a curated record. Lineage: Eukaryota; Viridiplantae; Streptophyta; Magnoliopsida; Fabales; Fabaceae. Bases 83 to 502 code for a protein of 139 amino acids. Gene Ontology annotation, cellular component: nucleosome.